Mycena indigotica is the source of this 3948-nucleotide messenger RNA. RefSeq lists its product as uncharacterized. The transcript has 6 exons. The coding region runs from base 55 to 3948 and encodes 1297 amino acids. The record is from RefSeq and is a predicted model, not a curated record. NCBI's taxonomy places the organism in Eukaryota, Fungi, Basidiomycota, Agaricomycetes, Agaricales, Mycenaceae.
CCACUUGGCUUUUGCCAUCAUCCUUUCUCAAGCCAACGACGCGUCUGUCGCGCCAUGGACUACGAAUCCUCCGACAUUCUUGGGUCCAACAGCCCCCUCGUUCGCGCCCCACCUCCAUCUCAAACGCGGCGUUGGACCCCAAUUGUCGUCUGGAUCAUUGUCCUGGCUGCCGCAUAUGUGGCAGCAGUUUAUGCUUGGGAUGCUUUACUGAAAUGGCGGGAAAAGUCAUAUAGGCUCACCAUGCGUCGGCGACACGGAAUCCCUGACUCUGACCAUCGCCCCUUCAAUGUGGCACAUGCUGCGGUCUUACGAGCGCGCCGAGAGCAGGAAGUUGCUGAAAAUAGAGUGCAUCGCGUUGACGUCGACCAACUGUACGAGGAAUCCGAUCGUAGACAGCAAGCUACAUCGGAGUCAGACAUGCGGCAGCGUAAAAAUAUCUUUCUCAAUCCUGAGCCUGUGUGGACUAAUCCAGGACCCACUGCUGUUCCCGGUCGAUUUAAUCCAUUGGUCGUUGAAAACAGAUUCGCUUCAUCGUCCAACACUCCGGUGUCCUCUCCGUUCGCUACCAACUUCGCCGAGCGUUAUAACCCAAACCCACCUCCUCCACCUGUCGUCCGAUUUGCCGACCCAGUGCAACCGCCUUCUCGCCGUUCUAGUUUGUUCAUAAACAGCAGCCCACGCAAACAUCAGAAGCGAACUCUCGAUGAAAACGAUGUGGAAGCGGAUGUACCUGAGAAUCCAAAAAAGACACGCGUCGAGGGCGACGAGUUCAUUGAUGGUGAUGAGGAAGCCGAAUGGGUGUCCAACCAAGGAAAGCGUGGGGAAAAACGGAAUCUACGGGACGACGACAUCGAUGACGCAGACCAAAACGAGGACGAUUCACCCAAUCCUCGGGUCCGUGGGAAACGUGCACGCAAACAGAGUCUGUUAAACGAGGAUGUCUUAAUGACAAGCGACGAGGAUGCGAGCGACAUGGACGUGGACGAGAAAGCUCCCGCGGCAGUCCGCGGCCGAAAACGUGACGCAGUUUCCAGCUUUGGACCAGAGGACGAGGUCGAUGAGCUGGACGUCCAAAAAUCCAAAAGAAAACGGCGAUCAAGAAAGUCGGAUAUUGUCCCUCAACCCGCGGCUCGUGGUCAGAAGCGAGACCGUGAUCUCGAAGAAGACGGCAGUGACGGAGAAACCGGUCGUCCUCGCACUGAGCGCAAAACCAAGAAGCGGGGGAAGAAAGGCAAGGAGGCGGAUGAAGAAACCAGUUCAGUCGAGGAUUCUGGUGUUAGGGCUCGCCGCAACAUCGGAGAAGAAUGGGAGAGUAAUGGAGUUCGAUACAAGAUUGGGCCAAAUGGUCGACUUCGACAAGCAUUGGUCAAAAAGGCGGCUCGGCGUUUCAUCAUGCCUUUAGACUCUCAACAUCCAGACAAGAAUGCCAAUCUUGAAGUUUGUAUCGAAACAUGGUUGACUGAAGACGAGUACCAAGAUUUCAAAACACGCCAUCUGCUUGCUUGGCAGGAUUCUCCAAAAUCAACGCAAGAGCCGGAGACCGCUCCUUCGACGCCGUCGGCCGAAGUUCCUUCCACUCCAACCCCAACUGUUCCCAGGGGCAAGGAUUUGUUGUGGGAUUCUCCAGCAUCGCCAGUUCCAUCCUACAUGCCUAGUCCUGCUGAAAAAGAAACCGGCCGUUACAAGUCUCAUUUCCGGCAGACCAUUGCAGGCGAUCUGGGCACUAUCCGUGUAAAUCCAUUCGAGAAAGGCAAUGCUCUACUUGUUACUGCUCAGGCCCCUAAGAAUGGCUCGCGGCUCGGUCGGCGGAUUGGUGCUGAACGCGAAACAAAUGGGCUUGCGGACAGUACAAACAGCGGAAUUCGACCCAAGACGUUCUCGAAAUGGGAGAAGCAGAACCUAGAGGCACAAGCAAUGAUGAAAAUCAGGGAAGUGAAUCAGGCCAAGCAGAAGGAGAAAGAGCUAAAGGAGAAGUUGGAAAAAGAAAAAGAAAAGGCAGCGGCAAUUCCGACACUGACUCUUACGGCUCCAUCGGCAGAGCCUUCCAAGGCUGCUACUUCCACCUCCGGAUUCUCGUUUGGGUCAGCUCCCACGACCACAACAACUACCCCCACUCCCACCGCCACAACUUCUUCUGAAGCCUCGAAGUCGUUGUUUGGACCGACACCGGCCUCAACUGCGCCAACCGCUGCUGCGAGCGACAAACCGCCACAAGCUAUAACAACAAGCUUGUUUCCUCCAGCAAGCACGAAUCCUUUUGCUAAACCUGCUGCAUCCCCAACGGCUUCAACUCCAGCCCCGGCUGUAACGAGCGCAUCUGCUGCGAGCCCUGCUGUUACACCUGCUUCACCUUUCUCGUUUGGAUCAACCGCACCAGCAAAGGCGCCGGAGCCAGCUGCUGCAGCCAAACCGUCUGCAUUCUCUUUUGGCUCAACUGCUCCAACUUCACAACCUACUCCCGCAAGCCAGCCUCAGCCAGCUUCAAACUCAUUGCUGUCUCGUUUAGGGGGUGAGGUCGCACCUAAACCGGCAGAACCGCCAAAAUCGUCCAGUUCUCCUUUUUUCAACAAGCCCACAGAGCCUGCGCCUGCUCCCGCUCAAUCAACUACCCCCAUGUUCUCAUUUACGAAGCCGGGAGAUUCGGCGAAAUCUUCGUUCAGUGCUCCACAAACAACAGCCACUGCUCCUGCUACUACUCCGACGCCCAUGUUCUCAUUUAACACGGCCACCAAGGCGCCAACUCCCGCUUCAGCCAAACCAGCUGAAGCACCCGUGACCACAACAACGCCGAUGUUUUCGUUUACCAAGCCUGCUGAGCCUGCCGCUGCCGCAAAACCGGCUUUCCCUACGUCUACCCCGGCUACUUCCUCGUCAUCGCCGUUCUCUUUUGCAAAACCAGCCACAGAGCCUACAAAAUCCGCGUUCACAGCUCCAGCUCCCAGUCAAGGGUCCGCAUUUUCGUUUGUUAAACCCGCGGAGCCGGCCAAGGCGGCGUCUCCGUUUGGUGUCCAGGCUGCAGCGACUCCCACUGCGACGGCAACUCAAACGCCUGUUGAUGGAGCACCAAAGUUCAAUUUCGGUUUCACGAAACCUGCGGCUACACCAGUGCAACCUACUUCCUCGCUGACUGGUGCGUUGGGAUCAGAUUCUGCAGCACAGCCACCAUCACAAGCCAAACCUGCGUUUUCAUUUGGGACCCCAAAGACGGAGGACAAGCCUGCUUCGACAACGCCAGCGGGAACACCGUCGUUUGCUUUCCCCGCGGCUAAACCAGAAGAGAAGAAGUCAGCUUUCGGGUCAACGACCACGACAAACAGUCCGUUUUCGUUUGGCAAUCCCACAACAACUACGAGCAGUUCUUCGCCAUUUAGCGCACCUGCAACGACAACAUCUACGAGCAGUACUUCACCGUUCGGUGCACCCGCGGCAGCGACAACCGCGACUGGACCAAGCUCAGCAACGGCCACGAAGACCGCGUUCUCGUUUGGCACGCCAAGUGCGACUCCGGCCGCGACUCCGGCUACGACGGCUACUCCUGCAUCGUCUGCGCCAGCUUUCAGUUUUGGUGCCCCCAAAGCAGAUGUGGCAUCAACAACACCAGCAGGGAGUCCCGCCACGACAUCUAAUAUAUUUGGAACGAAACCGGUUGGAGCACCUUCCGUUUUUGGAGCCCCCAAGCCUGAAACAACUGCUGGUAAUGCUGCCCCUGCUUUCGGUUUUGGCACAAAUACUGCUGGCUCCUCGGUAUUCGGGAGCAAGGCUGCAUCACCUUCGCCAUUCGGGGCCGCGACCAACGCAACUUCAACAACAACCCCCGUGUUUGGCGCCAAUACCGGCUCGUCCAUUUUCGGAGCGAAGCCAGCUGACUCGACCUCGACCACACCGUUUGGCGCGGCUGCGGCUGCUGCGGGUCCGAGCGCGUUUGGGUUUGGUCAGCCACAAAAGUAG